This is a messenger RNA of Acanthopagrus latus (yellowfin seabream), 2200 nucleotides long. RefSeq names its product fibroblast growth factor receptor 1b (gene fgfr1b). The record is from RefSeq and is a predicted model, not a curated record. The transcript is spliced from 16 exons. Gene Ontology annotation, cellular component: membrane; signaling receptor complex. Lineage: Eukaryota; Metazoa; Chordata; Actinopteri; Spariformes; Sparidae. Gene Ontology annotation, biological process: multicellular organism development; protein phosphorylation; fibroblast growth factor receptor signaling pathway. Gene Ontology annotation, molecular function: fibroblast growth factor receptor activity; fibroblast growth factor binding; ATP binding.
AUGUGUUAGGACACAAUGUCUUCCCCCCGCUGCUUCCAGCUGCUGCUGUCCUGCAUCCUGCUGGUUCUGCUGGUCCAGGUUCCUUGGGCUCGAUCCAGACCGGCCACGGAGGACGCAGACACAGCCGACGCAGUUAAAUCCUCUGAAGACGAAGAAGACGAUGAGUCAUCCUCGGAGGAAAAUAAACUGUCCAAUGAGCUGUCAACAAGCAACGAGAAACUGCAGUCGAUGGCGCCUCAGUGGGUGAUGCCAGAGAAGAUGGAGAAGCAGCUCCAUGCCGUUCCUGCCAGCAGGACCGUGAAGUUUCGAUGCCAGGCGGUUGGAAAUCCUGUUCCCUCGCUGCGCUGGUACAAGAACGGGAAAGAGUUCAGGAAGGACCAACGAAUCGGAGGCUUCAAGAUCCGAGACCACAUGUGGACCCUGAUAAUGGAGUCAGUGGUUCCGUCGGAUAAAGGGAACUACACCUGCGUGGUGGAGAACGAACACGGGAGUCUCAAACACACCUACCUGCUGGAUGUCGUCGAGCGUUCUCCUCACAGACCCAUCCUGCAGGCCGGGCUGCCAGCUAACCAAACCGCGGUCGUCGGCAGCGACGUGGCGUUCGUGUGUCGAGUGUUCAGCGACCCGCAGCCGCACAUCCAGUGGCUCAAACACAUCACGGUCAACGGCAGCAGAGAGGGACCAGACGGACACCCGUAUGUCCUCGUCCUCAAGACUGCAGGUUUGAACACAACAGAUAAAGAAAUGGAGGUUUUGACUCUGAGGAACGUCACUCUGCAUGAUGCUGGCGAGUACACCUGCCUGGCAGGAAACUCUAUCGGAGUGUCUCAUCACUCUGCGUGGCUCACUGUGGUCGACGAUCUGCCUCCCUCCCCGCUGCCCUCUCAGACAUACUUGGAGAUCUUCAUUUAUUGCCUCGGGUUCUUCAUCAUCGUCAUCCUCACAGCCACAGCCGUCAUCUGCAGACUCUGCUGCGCCCCGAAGAAGAGCGACUUCAACAGCCAGUUAGCCGUCCAGAAACUGGCCAAGAGCAUCCCUCUGAGGAGACAGGUGUCAGUCGAGUCCUCGUCCUCUCUUCACUCUGGAAUGUGUCUGAUGCGUCAGUCUCGCCUCUCCAGCGCAGCCACCACGAUCCUGACCGGAGUGUCCGAGUACGAGCUCCCCUACGAUCCUGCCUGGGAGCUGUCUCGGGACAGGCUGACGCUCGGGAAGCCUCUGGGUGAAGGAUGUUUCGGUCAGGUUGUUCUGGCCGAAGCUGUCGGAGUCGACAAAAACAAACCGACACGCCUCACAAAGGUGGCGGUGAAGAUGCUCAAAGCUGACGCCACAGAGAAGGAUCUGUCCGACCUGAUCUCUGAGAUGGAGAUGAUGAAGAUGAUCGGGAAACACAAGAACAUCAUCAACCUGCUGGGCGCCUGCACUCAGGACGGCCCUCUGUAUGUGGUGGUGGAGUACGCCUCUCAGGGGAACCUGAGGGAGUACCUCCGGGCUCGUCGGCCCGUCGGGUUGGAGUACUGGAGCGGCUCCAGGGAAGUUUCUCUGGGCAGCGUGGAGGUGAUGGAGCUGGUGUCGGCUGCCUAUCAGGUGGCCCGAGGGAUGGCGUACCUCGCCUCCAGGAAGUGUAUUCACAGAGACCUGGCAGCCAGAAACGUGCUGGUCACUGAAGACAACGUGAUGAAGAUCGCUGACUUCGGUUUGGCUCGAGACGUCCAUCACAUCGACUACUACAAGAAGACCACUAACGGUCGUCUGCCGGUCAAGUGGAUGGCACCUGAAGCUUUGUUCGACCGCGUCUACACACACCAGAGUGAUGUGUGGUCGUUUGGAGUCCUGCUGUGGGAAAUCUUCACCCUCGGAGGGUCUCCGUACCCCGGGGUGCCUGUGGAGGAGCUCUUCAAGCUGCUAAAGGAGGGACAUCGCAUGGAGAAACCCUCCGCAUGCACUCAGGAGCUGUAUCUGAUGAUGAGGGACUGCUGGCACGCCGUCCCAUCUCACAGGCCCACUUUCCAACAGCUGGUAGAAGAUUUAGACCGCACUCUGUCCCUCAUGGCAAACCAGGAGUACCUGGACUUGGCCGUUCCUCUGGUCCAGUAUGCUCAGGUCGCCUCCUCUUCCUCGCCUCCUUCCUCUAACUCCACAUAGGCGUCCAGGGACCAGUUCUCUUCCUGGAUCACCUUCAUACCGUUUCCUGUGCUGCGCG